Molecule: messenger RNA, 750 nt
Organism: Acanthisitta chloris (rifleman)
Lineage: Eukaryota; Metazoa; Chordata; Aves; Passeriformes; Acanthisittidae
Product: trypsin I-P1-like
Exons: 5
Coding region: 1-750 (249 amino acids)
Biological process (GO): proteolysis
Molecular function (GO): serine-type endopeptidase activity
Source: RefSeq, a predicted model, not a curated record
AUGAAGUGCCUACUGUUUCUCGCCUUUAUUGGGGUGGCUGUUGCCUUCCCCACCUUCGCUGAUGAUGAUGAUGACAAGAUCGUGGGAGGCUACACCUGUGCAGAGCACUCUGUUCCCUAUCAGGUGUCCCUGAAUUCUGGAUAUCACUUCUGUGGAGGUUCCCUCAUCAGCAGCCAGUGGGUCUUGUCAGCUGCUCACUGCUACAAAUCUCGCAUCCAAGUGCAGCUUGGGAAACAUAACCUGGAAUUAACGGAAUCAACUCAGCAGUUCAUCAACUCGGCUAAAGUCAUCCGCCACUCUGGCUACAGCGCCUAUACCCUGGACAAUGACAUCAUGCUCAUCAAGCUUUCCACCCCAGCCCAGCUCAGCAAAGCCAUCCAAACCGUUCCUCUGCCUACCAGCUGUGCAGCCACAGGCACCACAUGCCUGAUCUCUGGCUGGGGCAACACACUCAGCAGUGGCAGUAACUAUCCAGACACACUGCAGUGCCUGAAGGCUCCCGUACUCUCCGCCGCCGCCUGCUCCGAUGCCUACCCUGGGCAAAUUACCAAGAACAUGAUGUGUGUAGGAUUCCUGGAGGGCGGAAAAGACUCCUGCCAGGGAGAUUCCGGCGGUCCAGUGGUCUGCAACGGACAGCUCCAGGGUAUUGUUUCCUGGGGCAUUGGAUGUGCCCAGAAAGGCUAUCCUGGAGUUUACACCAAGGUUUGCAAUUACGUCUCCUGGAUCCAAGCCACUAUGUCCUCCAACUGA